GGGGCGGUGGCACGCGCGGCACUUCCGGGACGGGACGGGGCAGUGUCGGCCAUGGCGGCGGGAGGCGGGCGCAGCGCGGCGCGGCGGGCGGACAUGGGGCGGCGGCUGGCGCGGUUCGCGGCGCUCCGAGGGAGGCCCGCCCGGCCCGGCGAGUUCUGGGACGUGGUGGCGGUGACGGCGGCGGACGAGGAGCAGGCGCGCGCCUACCGGCGGCAGCUGGCCGAGAAGCUGCGCGGGGAGGAGCUGCCGCUGGGCGCCCGGUACCUCGUGUUCGUGGAUCCGCCGGGACCGAAAAUCGGAAAUGGUGGAUCAACACUUCAUGUUCUGCAGUGUUUGGAAGAUCUAUAUGGUGAUAAGUGGACUUCUCUUAUUGUGCUGCUGAUUCAUUCUGGUGGUUACAGUCAACGUUUACCAAAUGCAAGUGCCCUGGGAAAAAUUUUCACAGCUUUGCCUUUUGGGAAUCCUGUUUACCAGAUGUUGGAGCUGAAGCUCGCCAUGUACAUUGAUUUCCCCAGUCGCAUGAAGCCAGGAAUUCUCAUUACUUGUUCAGAUGACAUAGAACUGUACAGCACUGGUGCUACAGAAACUGUCACAUUUGAUAAACCUGGGUUUACUGCCUUAGCUCACCCUUCUGAUUUGACUGUUGGGACGACUCACGGAGUGUUUGUUUUAGAUCCAUCCACUGUUUCGGGAAAAGGAGGAAUUGAAUACACAUCUUGCCAUCGUUUCCUGCACAAGCCUGAUGUUGAGACAAUGCACCGGUGUGGUGCAGUAUGCGUAAGAGGAAAUUGUUCUCAGCCAAGCUCCUCUGGAGACCAGAGUGACUCAGAAAUGGGUGUGCAGUGUGUUUAUACAGACAGUAUAUUUUACAUGGAUCAUAGCACUGCGAAACAAUUACUGACAUUUUAUAAGCAGAUGGGCAGUCUUUGCUGUGAAAUAGAUGCAUAUGGUGACUUCCUCCAGGCCUUGGGACCUGGAGCUACUCCAGAUUACACACAAAAUACAAGUAACGUCACAAAAGAGGAGUCACAGUUAGUGGAGGUUCGACAGAAGCUAUACUCCCUUCUGAAAGGAACGGUGCUUAAUGUUAUAGUCUUAAACAACUCGAAGUUCUACCACAUUGGAACUACUGAAGAGUAUUUGUUUCAUUUCACAACUGAUAAUGAACUGAGAUUUGAGCUUGACUUACAGUCUGUGGCUUUUAGCAUCUUUCCUGACAAAGCUGAAAGUUUGAAACAAUCACUAAGCGUCAUUCAGAGCAUCCUUGAGCCUGGGUGUUCUGUAGGACCUGGCUCUGUUGUUGAAUACUCCAGGAUUGGGCCUGAAGUCUCAGUGGGGAAGAAAAGCAUUAUUAGCGGAGCAUACAUAAAUCUGAAAGUAGACAUACCUUCACACUGUUUUCUGAGUUCAUUAAGUGUAAAAAUAAACUGUCAAGUACAGUACGUAAGUAUGGCAUUUAGUGUGGAAGACGACUUGAAAAAGAGUGUGAAAUUGUUGUCGGAUAUACACUUACUCCAGUUUUUUGGAGUCAGCUUCCUAGAAUGCUUGGACCUCUGGGGUGUGAAGGUUUCAGACCAGCUCUUCAGUGGGAACGCACAUUUGGGGUUGUGGACUGCUAGGAUUUUUCCUGUUUGUUCCUCUUUAAGUGAAUCAGCAACAAUGUCAUUGAAAAUGUUACAUUCUGUGCAGCAUAGGUCAGCAUUUAAACUGGAUAGCUGGAAGCUCUUGUCUGUUGAAGAAAUGCUCACCUACAAAGAUUUGGAAGACAUGCUGAAGUUUAGGAAGCAAAUUUAUGAUGAAAUCUGUCCACAAAGACUGAAAAAGAAGUCUGAUUUGUAGAAGGAACAGUACUUGGACAGAUUCCCUCUUUUCAUUUGUGGAUGAUUGAUUACUUCCCAGGUUGUAAAAAUCACAAGAAAACAAGUACAAGGAUCUUUUCUCUCAUUUCAUUGAAGUAGAAAUAAUGAAAUUACACUAACAAUGUUGUUGUAGCAUAACAUUAUAAUGCAGCAAGUGCCGAUAAACUAUUCUUUUGAUGAAAGAACGCAAUAUUUCAGAUCUCUGAAAACACUAAUUUGUAACUUUCUUGGGGUUGGUGUUAUGUUUUGUAGUCAGUAAGAAUAUGAUACAGAGCAAGUUAAUUAGAAAUCGGACUGAAAACAGCUGUAGAAGUUUUUAAAGUAGAACAUUAGCUCCAGCAACAUGGAAUGUUGCUGCAAUAACUUGUGUUUCUGUCUUUGAAUGCUGCCUUUUUACUGUACUGUUUCAAAUAGGUAAAGAUAAAUGUAUUGGUACUUUUAAAGUCAAGGCAUCCCGUCUUAAGCAUUAAACAUUUUCUUUUCAUUUUUAAAUUUUUUUGUAUUCUUGCUUGGUUUCCAUCAGAAGAUUUGCAUAGGAGUUCAUUAUUUCCUUUGUGACUGCUAAUAUUGAGCUCAGAACCUGGCAUCAAGACAUACUGGAUAUUUUUUUUGACUGCUAGUCAUUUGGAAUCUGGUGGUUUUGUUGCGCAGCUGCCAACUUUUCUUUGUUCCCAGGUGUACUGGUAGGUGCCACAUGAAACCUGACAUAUCCUACUUCUCAAAACCACACUGUCGGAGUCCUUCGGGUGAUGCUUGAUCCACAUCCAAACCAGUGGGGUAGAGCACAGAGAGGCUAACUGUUGUGAGGGGCACCACGAUGCACAUCUUUGAGUCUCAAACACAGUGUAUAUUCCCUCUUCCCCUUCUCCACUCUUUACCAAUAAAGGUGACUUGUUGUUCCAGUUGAGCUCCCAACAGAUGAGUAUGCUGCUUAUGUGUUCUGUUCUGGCCUGCUGAAAAAGGAAAAAGCCUUUUUAUGUGUACAACUUUAGAUGCGCUUUCCUCUUUUCACUCUUCCCUGCCCUCUUUUUAUAAAAAUACAGGCAGUGCCAGCCUAGGUUGUGCUGGUGCUCCGUCUGGCCCUGCAUUCUGUCCUGGGCUGUGGCACCACAGAGACUGCACAGGGAGAGGAUGCCAGCCUGUCCAAUUCUGUGAGCCUGUGUUUUCAACAGCUCCUUGCAUAAGCUGUCAGGAUGGGCAUUCGUGCUACAAGGUGGAAAAAAUCUCUUCCAUGCUAAGUUUAUAUUCAGAUACCUCAAAUAAUUUCUUUUUAGUUUUGCUUCUACAAUGAAUGCAUUUUUAAUUUUUCCAUUUUGUGCUAUUUUUGAGAAUGUGCUGUGUAUUAUAUCCGUAUAUUUUGACUGCAAAUAUAAUGCAUCU
This is a messenger RNA of Cuculus canorus (common cuckoo), 3239 nucleotides long. RefSeq names its product fucose-1-phosphate guanylyltransferase (gene FPGT). The transcript is spliced from 4 exons. Gene Ontology annotation, molecular function: transferase activity, transferring phosphorus-containing groups. The record is from RefSeq and is a predicted model, not a curated record. Bases 52 to 1839 code for a protein of 595 amino acids. NCBI's taxonomy places the organism in Eukaryota, Metazoa, Chordata, Aves, Cuculiformes, Cuculidae.